Betta splendens (Siamese fighting fish) is the source of this 2518-nucleotide messenger RNA. It is a transcript of the gene rnf128a, whose product is annotated as ring finger protein 128a. The coding region runs from base 407 to 1486 and encodes 359 amino acids. The transcript has a single exon. The record is from RefSeq and is a predicted model, not a curated record. NCBI's taxonomy places the organism in Eukaryota, Metazoa, Chordata, Actinopteri, Anabantiformes, Osphronemidae.
CUUUCAUUGUUACACAAGGUCAGCAGCUUUUAUUAGCUCACUGAAUUGCUCUGUGUUGUAACCCGUGUUGAUAGAAUUGCUCCUGGUUUCGCGUCUUGCCUUGUCUUAUCACACGCUGUUCCUUGGUUCUGGAAACUGCACAACGUCCUGUGUGCGUCAACUUGUUGAAUACCAGCACCCUGCCCUCUGAGGACUACUUCGUGUUCAAGGUUCAGGAAGAUAACGAGCAGUGAGUGGCUGACGCAUAGCUACUGCCAAAGUCUCGUAUCAUAUUACAGUAGACGGCAGGCUUACUAAGCUGAUCGCUGUGCUGUACGACAUAUCAAGAACUGGGACUAACAAAGGUGUUUUAACAGACUUCACAAGUGAACAAAGGGACUGGUGGUCCUGUGAGAAGAGCGUUACCAUGGGUAAGAAGACGCAACAGUGGCUGCUGCUUUUCCUAUAUUUGACAGUGCUUGUUCACUGCUCAGCUGCCAUGAUGUUUUGGACAGCCUUUGUGGAAAUAAGUUAUAUUAGAAAGAAUGAGACUGUGGACAGGGCUUGUGAGUGUGGGGUGUUUGGUCAAAACUCUCCUAUUGAGAAAGCCUCUGGCAUUGUUACUCUUCCCAUGGGAGACCCCACAGGUUGUGGGCCAAAUCCCAUCUACAACCGCACUAUCAACUCUCCACUGUGGAUAGCCUUGGUUAAAAGGGGCAACUGUACCUUUACUGAGAAGAUAAGUGCUGCCAGUAACCUAGGAGCUUCUGCAGUAGUGGUGUAUAAUGUGGACGGCAGCGGCAACAGCACAACACAUAUGUCCCACCCAGAAGUAGAGGAUAUUGUGGCUAUCAUGAUCGGCAACAGUCAGGGCAUGGAAGUUCUGAGGCUGAUGAAGAAUGGGAUAGAUGUAGAAAUGACCAUCCUCGUGGGAAACCCUCACGGACCCUGGGUGGACACCUACUGGCUUUACUUCCUGUCUAUUGCCUUUUUCAUUGUAACAGCAGCCUCCAUAGCCUAUUUUGUGUUUAUCUCUGCAAGCCGUCUCUACAACUUGAACAGACACAGGCGCGCACAGAAGAGGCUGAAAUCGGAAGCUAAAAAUGCAAUUAAGCGUCUCCAAGUACGCACAAUGAAGAGUGAUGAUGUGGAAACCAUGUCCGACUCCCACAUGUGUGCUGUGUGUAUUGAAUCCUACAAGGCAGGUGAGGUAGUGACAGUGCUGACAUGUGACCACAUCUUCCAUAAAGCCUGCAUUGAGCCUUGGCUGCUGGAGAGGAGAACCUGCCCUAUGUGUAAGUGCGACAUCCUAAAGGCCCUGGGUGUUGAGGAGGAGGUGAAAGAGGACUUUCCAACUCAGUCACCACUAGAGGUCACUGUGAUUACAGUGACAGGGGGAGACAACAUGUAUGAAGUCCCAUUAACUGACACAGGGAGCUUGGACCCAGACAGGCACCGUUAUGACAACAGGGCCUUUGAGGGAGACUCAGAAGCUGCAAGAGGAUGAGCAACAGCAAUGGAAACAAUACAGGAAGGAAGGAAGACACAAUAAAAUGUUUUUGACACAUUCCUACUUUAUAAGGUGAAACAGUAGACAUGGAAUCAAUGUACUAUCUUCAAACUUAAAGUUCAUCUUUUAUGUUUAAAAAAAUCCAAGGAAUUAAAUUAUCAAUGGACCUUGUGCAAUUAGUUUUGGUGACAUUAUUUGAUGUCACCAUAAUUAUUGGCAAUGUUCAAUAAGGUAUCUGUAGAUGAUUACAACAAACACUGAAAACAAGGUAGUGAGUAAGUGUUGGGCAAUGCUGGUGUCAGGUGUCUAUUUUGCAUUGUAAACACACCAGCUCAGUCUAGAUCAGGGUAAAAAUGCAAAGGGCAUUGAUUAUCUGAAAGCAGGAAGUGGUUAGGUUUUCAGACAACCUAAACCUAACCCUUCAAAAUCAAUCUCUCUGUUCAAUUUCUCUAAUUAAUGUUACUUUCCUGAUGCCACUCUGAGAGUGGAAUGUAUUUUCAUUUUAAUUGUCAGGUUUUUAGGUUGGGCGCACCCUUUAAUUAGAAAUGCAGAAUGGCACACGUUGCACUAUGCUAAGUGAAUAAAUUUCUUUACCACAAAUGAACUAAUAUUGUCUAAACUCCUUCAAUAAUCUGCUGCCAAUGCCAUAAUAAUCUGCAUAGACAAACCCAAAUUGUUUUUGAUUUAAUUUUUCAGUUUGUUUUUAAAAAAAUCUAAAACACUUAUAUAGUCUCUGCAGUCUACCUCUACAUACCUGCAGUGGUACAUUUCGCAAUGGCUUUAGGAUUCUUGUGAUUCAGAGAAUAAACGUGUCCCUUGGCACAGUAUGAUAAAGCCAAAGGAUUGUUUAAUGUUUUGUUUGCUGUAGGGGAAAUGCUGAUUAUGAUACUUUAUCUCAUGUUCUAUGUUUAAUCAGUUUCACUACUGUUUUACACAUUACAGGAGUCUUAAAAUGUUAUGUAAAAUGAAUAUUAUGGUGUUUUAAAUCAUAUUGAUGCCUAUUAGAAAACAUUAAAUCUAUCAAAAUGA